AUGCCGCCGAAGUUUGAUCCCUCCCAGGUCGUCGACGUUUUCGUCCGCGUCACCGGCGGUGAAGUCGGUGCAGCUAGUUCACUUGCCCCAAAAAUCGGCCCGCUGGGACUUUCUCCGAAGAAAAUCGGUGAAGACAUAGCCAAGGAAACUGCCAAGGACUGGAAGGGCCUCCGCGUAACGGUCAAGCUCACCGUCCAGAACCGCCAAGCCAAGGUCACCGUCGUUCCCUCUGCCGCCGCCCUCGUAAUCAAGGCCCUUAAGGAGCCCGAGCGAGAUCGUAAGAAGACUAAGAACAUUAAACACAAUGGGAAUAUCUCGCUCGACGAUGUCAUUGAAAUUGCCAAGGUAAUGAGUCCACGCUCCAUGGCCAAGGAUUUGAGCGGCAUCGUGAAGGAGAUUCUUGGCACUUGUGUCUCUGUAGGGUGCACUGUUGAUGGGAAGGAUCCUAAGGACUUGCAGCAGGAGAUUACUGAUGGAGAUGUGGAGAUUCCCCUUGACUGA
Fraxinus pennsylvanica is the source of this 501-nucleotide messenger RNA. The record is from the annotation of a GenBank genome assembly. NCBI's taxonomy places the organism in Eukaryota, Viridiplantae, Streptophyta, Magnoliopsida, Lamiales, Oleaceae.